AUGUCUAUUACAGCAUGCGCAAUGGCUCUUUCGCCUCGUUCUGCUAUCCAUGAGGAUGACCUUGACCGCUAUGAUGACUUCCUAUCACUUCUUCAAGAUACCCACUUCAUGGACAUGUACCUCGAGAACGACCAAGUGAAGAUCGACGUAUACGAUCACCCAUCCAACGAUCUUGCUCUUUCCCAGUCCUUCACACCUAGUGACACUGCAAGCCAGUAUUUUGAGCAGGAGAACCAGCGCGCCCAGGAAGUGUUGCAGCCAGCAGCAGCCCUAAGGGACACGACGGAUGGAUCGACGAUGGAAAACAAACUCGAAGUUUGCCCUCGCGGUGGCACCUUGUUGACCAGAGAUGCGACUGCUCUUGACAAACGUGUCUCGAGAUGCUAUCAGUUCUGUGGAACGAUUGCCAAUUGUCGGGGAAACAAUGGAUGCCCUCACUGUUACGCUGUUCGGCAAGGAUGUCUAUGGCAGAAAUGGUGCCGUUAG
Molecule: messenger RNA, 486 nt
Organism: Penicillium verhagenii
Lineage: Eukaryota; Fungi; Ascomycota; Eurotiomycetes; Eurotiales; Aspergillaceae
Exons: 1
Coding region: 1-486 (161 amino acids)
Source: RefSeq, a predicted model, not a curated record